Molecule: messenger RNA, 8325 nt
Organism: Seriola aureovittata
Lineage: Eukaryota; Metazoa; Chordata; Actinopteri; Carangiformes; Carangidae
Product: ankyrin repeat and BTB/POZ domain-containing protein 3-A
Exons: 17
Coding region: 967-4113 (1048 amino acids)
Molecular function (GO): protein heterodimerization activity
Source: RefSeq, a predicted model, not a curated record
AAACAACAUUUUAUACAUCUCAUCAUAAAAACGGUGGAAGCCAAACAGAAAGUUAUUAAUAUUAGCAGUCAUACAGGAGGAGCAAAACACUUACAGCACCUGACAGCUCUGUGUAUGAAAAUAUGUGCAUUUUCAUUUCAGUAGUUUCUACUCUAAAUCACAAAGUGAGCUCCUUUUUACAGACAAGCACAGCUGCUGUGAUUAUAAUCAGUGACGUAACCACAAAUAAAAGGAGACUACACAACUACCUGACCUUUAAUUACCUUUAAUAAUCAAUUAUAUUAAGAAGAAAAGCACUGUUUAUGCCGGUUCCCCUCUCCCAAACUUUAUUCUAUCUGACAAUGAGAUGUAUCUUUUGAAUUUCAUGUGGUAGAGUUAAAAUAAAAAACUUGUUUUGGAGGCCCUGUCUGUUUUACAUAUGUCAUCAGUUCCCAUUUUCACCAUGUGUUGCCUCAGUGGGGACCCACCUCUCAUCCUGACACUGCCGUGAUCAGUUGCACUGCAGCUACACACGACUACACACAACAGAUUGGUUGGCACAGCCGCCUGCGUGUGCACGUCCUGGUUCUGCAGUUUCUGUUUCAGCACCAGGUAGCCUCUGCUCGAAGGUAACAGUCGGGGUUGUUUGUGUCAAUCAAAGCCGGUGGAGAUGCGUAUUGGCUUGUCUCAGCCCGCGGGGCUCCAGGCUCCACCUCUCCAUCAGAGUCCUGCCUGUGCUGCGCUUGUUGCGGUGAGCGCGGAAGGGUUGUGCGCUCUCAGGUUACGCGUGUGAAGUUGUGGACCAGAGGAGAUCCGAGACGUCCAGCGACUUAAAGAGAAGGAGGGAAAUAGAUCGAGGCUCACUAUCGUUUCUCUCUUUGCGCUGGAAUACACUGAAGUCCUCGGACAGCGGCUGAGGAAAGGCACCAAAACGAGUUUGUGGCUUUUAAUUGAGACCAAGCAUACCCAACAGUAUGCGGUGCAGUUAUGGCAGGCAAGGGUAAGACAGUCGUGAGGACGCUGGAGGAUUUAACGCUUGAUUCUGGUUAUGGUGGAGCCGCGGACUCGGUCAGGUCGUCCAGCGUGUCGCUGUGCUGCUCCGACACGCAUCAAUCCUUCUCGCAUGGAGGCAACUGCUGGCAUCUGACGGAAUCAAUGCAUAGCAGACACAACAGUUUGGACACAGUCAACACCGUCCUGGCGGAGGACACGGAGAUACUGGAGUGCUCGGGUCAGUGCGCCAAACUGCCCGAGCUGGAGGACGCGCCAUGGAGCCUCGGCGAGGUGGAGGGCGCACUGAGGAAAGACGAGGAGCUGAUGGUGGGCAACCCGCCACCGGAGGUCCUGGCGCGGCUGUCGGCUCUCAUCAGCCGUGCGCUGGUGAGGGUGGCCCGGGAGGCGCAGCGGCUCAGCCUGCGCUACGCCAAGUGCACCAAGCAUGAGAUCCAGAGCGCCAUCAAGGUGGUGCUCUCAUGGACCAUCUCCGUCAACUGCAUCACGGCAGCUCUGAGCGCCCUGUCCCUCUACAACAUGAGCACCGGGGACAAGUUCAGCCGAGGCAAGUCGGCGCGCUGCGGGCUGGUCUUCUCCGUGGGGAAGUUCUUCAGGUGGAUGGUGGAUAGUCGGGUGGCCCUCAGGAUCCACGAACACGCCGCCAUAUACCUCACCGCCUGCAUGGAGAGCCUGUUCAGAGAGGUGUUCAGCCGCGUCCUGCGCAGCGCGCUGGUGGAGAGGGACAACGGGAUCCCCAAGUUUACGCUGGAGUCACUGGAGCAAGCCAUCAACAGCGACUCGGAGAUCUGGGGUCUGCUGCAGCCCUACCAGCACCUCAUAUGUGGCAAGAAUUCAAGCGGUGUGCUGAGCCUGCCGGAGAGUCUGAACCUGCACCGGGACCAGCAGCGCUCCGGGAGGGGCGGAGAGGGUCAUGGAUACACUCAGGCCGAGCUCCGCACGCUGGAACAGUCGCUGCUCGCGACCCGGGUUGGAAGCAUCGCAGAGCUGAGUGAUUUGGUGUCCAGGGCCAUGCACCACCUGCAGCCGCUGCACAUCAAAAACCCCAGCAACGGGACUCCGGUCCACCAGAAGACCAACGCCACCACCCCCACCCCCACCACCACGACCACCACGGUGCACUGGGAGCCCGAGGCCCUCUACACCCUGUGUUACUUCAUGCACUGCCCACAGAUGGAAUGGGAGAACCCAAACGUUGAGCCGUCCAAAGUCACCUUACAGACUGAGAGGCCGUUCCUGGUACUGCCUCCGCUGAUGGAGUGGAUCCGGGUGGCGGUCGCGCACACUGAGCAUCGACGAAGCUUCUCCGUGGACAGCGACGACGUGAGGCAGGCCGCCAGGCUGCUGCUCCCCGGCGUGGACUGCGAACCACGACAAAUAAAAGCGGAGGAUUGCUUCUGUGCCACCCGAAAGCUGGACGCAGCCUCCACGGAGGCCAAGUUCCUGCAGGAUCUGGGCUUCAGGAUGCUCAACUGCGGACGGACGGACCUGGUCAAGCAGGCCGUGAACCUGCUGGGGCCUGAUGGCAUCAACAGCAUGAGCGAGCAGGGGAUGACCCCGCUCAUGUACGCCUGUGUCCGCGGCGACGAGGCCAUGGUCCAGAUGCUGCUCGACGCCGGAGCCGACAUCAACAGCGAGGUGCCAAGCACAGUAAACAAGCACCCCUCAGUUUAUCCUGAAACGCGCCAGGGGACGCCACUCACUUUCGCCGUGUUACACGGACACGUCCCUGUCGUGCAGUUGUUGCUGGAUAAUAGAGCGAAUGUGGAGGGCGCCCUGCAGGAUGGGGCGGAGAACUACACAGAGACCCCGCUUCAGCUGGCCUCUGCUGCAGGUAACUUUGAGUUGGUGAGUUUGCUUUUGGAACGAGGGGCGGACCCCAUGAUCGGGACCAUGUGUCGAAACGGCAUCUCCUCCGCCCCGCUGGGAGACAUGAACUCAUACAGCCUGGCAGCAGCACAUGGCCACAGGAAUGUGUUUCGGAGGCUCCUGUCGCAGUCGGAGAAGGAGAAGGGGGAUGUGCUGUCCCUGGAGGAGAUCCUGGCCGAGGGUUCGGAUCCCGGGGAGAAGAGGUUGGCUCUGCAGGCUAACAGCGGAGGGACCCUGCGAACAGGAAAGGCCAAACUGAGAGCCCUGAGAGAGGCCAUGUACCAUAGCGCAGAGCACGGCCAUGUGGACAUCACCAUAGACAUCCGCAGCUUAGGCGUGCCCUGGACGCUGCACACCUGGCUCGAGUCCCUGCGCACCUGCUUCAUCCAGCACCGCCGGCCGCUGAUCCAGGGCCUGCUCAAAGACUUCAGCUGCAUCCAGGAGGAGGAGUACACCGAGGAGCUGAUCACGCACGGCCUGCCGCUCAUGUUCCAGAUCCUCCGCACCAGCAAGAAUGAGGUGAUAAGCCAGCAGCUGUCGGUUAUCUUCACCCAGUGCUACGGGCCCUUCCCCAUCCCUAAGCUGACAGAGAUCAAGAAGAAACAGACCUCGCGCUUAGACCCUCACUUCCUGAACAACAAGGAGAUGUCGGACGUUACUUUCCUGGUGGAGGGGAAACCAUUUUAUGCACAUAAAGUUUUGCUGUUUACAGCGUCACCCAGCUGUGAUGUCCCCCUGAGUUCUCCUCUGUCAUCCAGGUUCAAGUCGCUGCUACAAAACCGACCAGCAGCAGAAAACACCUGUAUUGAAAUCAGCCAUGUCAAGUACAAUAUAUUCCACCUGGUCAUGCAGUAUCUGUACUGUGGAGGCACCGAGUCGUUGCACAUACGCAACACUGAAGUUAUGGAGCUCCUGUCUGCAGCCAAAUUCUUCCAACUAGAGGCCCUUCAGAGACACUGUGAGAUCAUCUGCUCCAAGAACAUCACCACCGAAACCUGCGUGGACCUCUACAAACACGCCAAGUUCCUUGGCGCCACGGAGCUCACGGCUUUCAUCGAGGGCUAUUUCCUGAAGAACAUGGUGCUGCUGAUCGAACUCGACAGCUUCAAGCAGCUUCUGUACGAACCUCCCCCCGCCGAGAGCCCCGCGUCCAGCCCCGGCAUCUGCUCCGACAUCCUGCUCGACCUGGAGAAGACUCUGGCCACGCGCAUCCACUCCAUCCACCUCUCCACCUCCAAGGGCUCCGUGGUGUGACGCCGUCCUCCUCCGGAGCGCUCCGAUCCAGCCGCAGCAUCCAUGUAACACCAUCACCAGUGUCCCGCCAUUACAGCCCCCCCCCCACCUCCCUCCCACCUGGUCCCAGCCCCACUGCUGAAGAGGAGUUUUUAUGUCAGGGAUUCCCUUUAAUUCUGCCCGUUGCAGCCAACGGAGGGGUUCAUGUUGGCGUACGAGACGAAAGCGGAGAAACUUUUCCCGCUUCGUCGGAGGCUUGAACUCGUCGUCCUGAUGGCUCCCACUGAUCACAUCACACCCCAUACAGUUAAAAAAAAAAAAAACUGUCACACAAACAAUAAAGUGACCUGACCCAGCAGUAUCACUUAGACCUAACCAUGAUUAUAAAACUUUCUAUCGUAUUUCAUAUAGAAUACAUGCAUGAAAUACAUACUGUACACCUUUUUUGCUUAAAAGGUAGAGUAGAAUUUUAACUCAAUAAAAGCAGCUUUCUCAUCAUCUCUGAUAUGAGACUUCAGUUUACAAAUAACAUCACUGUAUGGAAGUGGAUGCCAUCGCAGUAGAAAGUUUCACACAUGCCAAAACAUAAAUAUAAUCCUACUAUACAACCAAUAAAAGUGACUCGUAGCAAUGCCAGCAGACAGAUUUUAGGCGGACUUGUUUGAACUUCUUUCCAUUUCAUUCUGUCACUUCUAUGUUGGAUUCGUUUCACUGUGUUAUAUAUCUACUGUGUGCAGAGGCCAAACUGAUCACAGGAACUUCCACCGUGGCCGACACCGCAGCGCUGAUUCAGACUCGAGGCGGCCCACUCAGUGAAAUCUAUGCUGACGUACGCUUGAAACACGGAUGUCCAACUGGGAAAUUAACUUGUGGUAACUCCACGAGCACUGUCGGGUUUAUUUCUUUUUAUUUUUUUUAUUUUUUAUUUUAUUUUUCUUUUGCAUGACACCUCCUCCACUGAGCUGCCCUGAUAUUGCUUUUUAUGCAGAGCUUACUUCACGAACCAAUUUCGCCAAAAAAAAGGGGAAGUGAGGGAAAACGCUGCUUAUUAACUUUGUAUCUACUGCAAAACAGACUGGACUGAGCCGGGUCUGGAGAUGGAUUUUGACAGGGAAUUUCUCUUAAAGAUAUUUAAAGCAAAGUGUAAAUACGUCCUGAAAGUCAUCGUGCUGGUCGUUCUUUUUAUUUUUCUUUUGUAAACUGAUGUACAGUAUUCUCCUACACUCGCUUGGCUGAAGACAACAGUCUCAUUGAAUGUGCUCCCUGAACAGUUCGUUCCUGCUGUAUGUCUCUGUUUAUGCAAAGUUGCAUGUUUAAUCUGUUUCGUACGACCCCUCCCUCUCGCCGUAGGUGUGCUGUCUGUGUAGAUGGGUAGGGCUGAGUAGGAUGUUGAUUGUUCCAGUUGAAGUCCAAUCGAAGGACGUUCCUUCACAUCGUUUCGCUGUUUCUGAUACAUUCCAAAUGAUCAGGGUAGAUCUCUGUCACCUUUUGUUUUUAAAUUUCACCUCAUCUGAAUUUAUCAGUAACAAGCAGCACUGGAUUUAUUAGAGACGCAACGUUAACAGACAAACGUGACCCAAAAAAUCUGCCUGUUUUAAAACUAAAUAAAUACAUAAAGUCGAAAACUGGGCAAAAAGAAAAAAUUGGAAAAGUUGGUGGAUAAAAAUCGAUUAAAGCUAAAAGUUCAUUGGAGAUCAUGAAAACAUUUCAUCAUGUUAUCCACAUUGUUUUUGGAGGAAUUAGCUCCACCAGCUGUUUAUCUUGAUGUUGCCCAACUCCCAACAUCUGCACAGGAGUAGUGGAUGAAACAGCUGGUUGAAUCGUCGGUGCAGAAGAGUCACAACUGUUUUUGAUUGAAGGAAAAGAGGGAGAAGUUAACUAAGGAGUAUUUCAGAAAUGAUGUUUUGUGUUGAACAGGGGGUUGAACUUAAAGAUUACAGUUUGGAAGAAACUGAGAAACACAAUCUGAAGCUUUAAAGAAUUUAAAUAAAGCCAAAACAAAGGCGGAACAAAAUCCCAAACACCUGAGCCAAAGACCCGUAGAGGAAAAAAUGAAAAUCUUUUCUUUUUUUUCAAAAUAAAAGAUGCAAAAUAAACAGAUUUUAUAUGUUUAAAAAAAAGUGAGUAGAGAGGCAGAUCAGACAAUAAAAAAGUCCAUGUUUCAUUUGUAUUCUAUUAAUUUUGACAUUGUGGUGUUUACAUCAGUUAUUGAUGAUGUAUUGGCUCAGGUGUUUUGAGAAUUUGAUUGGUUGUUCCAGCCUGUGGCUUUAGUGUAGAGACGUGUUGUGUUCGUAUUGUCCGUUUGACGCCUGAGAUGUUGCGUCUGUAAUGAACCCGGUGCUGAAAGUAUUCACACAUUUGACUUUUUGUUUCGUGUUAAUGACAUUUUUUCCUCCGCACCUGCCCGCCUGCUGUGCAUUUAGAUAACGCCUUGGUUUCCGGUUCCGGAAAAGGACCAAAUGCUAAAGCGGACUCCCUCUGGAGUUUAAAGUCGCUCGAUCUAAAUCGUUUAAUAAAAUCUGAAGAAUCCCCGUUUGACCCGACCAUGACCUUCUCGCUCAGACACAACACUUCUUGAUUUAGGAAGAAACCAUACGGUCUAUUUUAUGAAUGUAACAAUGCAACAAAAGUCGGAUAUUUACAAAAUGUGCAACGUCUCCAGUCCAGCAACAAAACCAAAAGAAGAUGCUUCCCUCUGUUUCUAACAGCUUACAAUGCAAACGUCUCGAAAGUGUCCUCAUAGUUUGUGGUGGUUGUUUCUACAUGAAUCUGACUGUACCUUCAGAGAACAGACAAAGCUUAUGACUUCAGAUAUUGUAGCACACUCAAAAUUACUUAAAUAUUUGUUUUGGGCCAAAAAAAAAUACAGUCUAAGAGAGAAGAGAAACAUAUAGGAAUAUACGAGCUGGUUUUAAGUUCUGUAAAUAGUUACAGAAAGUGAAAUAUAGAUAUUAUCCUACGACUUUAUUUUCUUACCUACAUACAUAGCACUAUAUAUUUUAUUUUACAUUCCACAGCUAUUUUGUUUUACAAAAGUGAAAAUGAUUAUAUAAAAAGAUGCUUUAAAGUUUUGAAAUCAAGCAAUAUUUCCAUCGGACUGUAUUAUUUUGACGAGUACAAUGAAUAAUAUGCCACAGGAUACGGAGCUAUAAUAUAAAUGUGAAUUGAAAGACACAUAACGGACAAACGAGUGACUGAAAAAAGCCUGAAUAUAUUCUUUUUCUUUGUAUUCUUGUGACAUCCCACCGUGUGUUUUAUUUUAAAUGUAUUUCACUCAUUUUAAAAGACUAUUUCUACCGUAUAGACUGCCAGUCUGUUGAUUUUACCCUGAUAGCUUUUCACUGAAGCUGUUACUUAGACUAAACUCUGGUUGAGAAACAUUCACUUUUACUGCAUAAACUGAAUCAUUACACACGCCCACACAUCUGAAACUUACUAUUUAAAUGUGAAAUGUAACUUAAAGAUGCAAACCGUUUUGUCUCCGCAGAGGUAAAAAGGUUCAUAAUGAUGUCAAGCACUUUUUGUGCUAGUGUUACUGUAGCCUCACACAAUCAGAAGCAUUAGUAUUUGAACUGUAAGCUUAGGUUUGAGUCUCGUUGUGACCAACAGCAGCUGAAUAUGGCUUUAACAUUACCAGAUGAGAGACUUGAAGCUUGUCUCUGUUUCUAUCAGUCUGAAUGUUAUGUCAUUAGCAAUAGACGAACUUUAGCUUGCCCCCACCACCACCACCACCCCACCCCGCCCCGCCCCACCUGUACUGGCGCUUUUGAUUCGAAACUGGGUCAAAGCCGUAGAGUAAAUGUCGGUUCGCAUGGCUCUUCUUGUUUAAUGUUGUUGAGAAUGUGCUCUGUACACCAGCUCUGUUGAACAGGACUCUCCCCCUUUAGUUGUCUGAGCAUUUAUUUGCCUGCGUAUUUGUUCCUGGUAAUAAACAACGAUUUCUCCUAGAAGCAGUGGAAACAUGCAUGGGCUGUUCACUAGAUUUCAAAUCCACGUGGGGGAUGAACUUUUUGCAAAUUCUUUUUCUUUUUCUUUUUUUUUUUCCUUUGAUGAGAACAUGUAUAUUGUACAAAAUAUAUAUAUAUAUAUGAAAUAUAAAUUAUACAUGGUGUGAGAAGCAGGGAUGUGGUGGAGUAUAACAACAAAGAGGAAUGUUACACUCGUGCUACAGUUUCUGUCGUUCCAUGACAUGCUUUUGUGGACAGCUAAUAAACGACCACAGUUUAAACCGUA